CUACUGCGAUAUCAUCCCACCACCGCCGGUUCAUCCUCCACGCCCUUCAUCUCGACUCAUCACAACAUUCCACAAGCAUGGCCGACCGAUACUCUUUCUCUCUUACUACUUUCUCCCCAAGUGGGAAGCUUGUGCAGAUAGAAUACGCCCUGAAUGCGGUCAACCAGGGAGUUACCUCUCUGGGCAUUAAAGCUACCAAUGGAGUCGUUCUCGCAACCGAAAAGAAGUCCAGCAACGCCCUCACCAACGCCUCUUCGCUCGAGAAGAUCGCCUUAGUAACUCCCGACAUCGGCAUGGUCUACUCAGGCAUGGGCCCCGACUUCCGCGUCCUCGUCGACAAGGCCCGCAAGGUCUCACACACAAACUACAAGCGCAUAUACAACGAGUACCCGCCCACCAGGAUACUCGUGCAGGACGUAGCGAAGGUCAUGCAAGAGGCGACACAGAGCGGUGGUGUCCGGCCGUACGGUGUCAGCUUGCUCGUGGCGGGGUGGGACGACAAGCCUGCGGGAACGGGGAAGGGCGGUCCGGCGUUGUACCAGGUCGAUCCCUCCGGUUCCUACUUCCCGUGGAAAGCCACGGCCAUCGGCAAAUCUGCGACUUCGGCCAAAACUUUCCUUGAGAAGCGUUACGCCGAGGGCCUCGAGUUGGAGGAUGCGAUCCAUAUCGCUCUGUUGACGCUCAAGGAGACGAUCGAGGGAGAGAUGAGCGGCGAGACCAUAGAAAUCGGCAUCGUUGGCCCACCUGCGGAUCACUUGCUCGGAUACGAGGGUGUCGAGGGCGCGCAAGGACCCAGAUUUCGCAAACUCAGCCCGCAAGAGGUGGACGAUUAUCUGACAAACCUGUGAUCGGGGAUGGGGUGGGAAUUUGAACUUGCAUCGCUAUGACUUAGAUCAAUGGAGCCGAUAUCAUGCAGGGUCACUAGAUGAUAAUACCAUCACUACGUCAUCUAGAUAAUGAUUGUUUUCCAGCACCGGGGGUCGUCGUCGGGGAUUCCCGCAGAUCACUGAUGCUCACUCGACA
Tricharina praecox is the source of this 1023-nucleotide messenger RNA. RefSeq names its product nucleophile aminohydrolase. Gene Ontology annotation, cellular component: proteasome core complex, alpha-subunit complex; proteasome core complex. The record is from RefSeq and is a predicted model, not a curated record. Lineage: Eukaryota; Fungi; Ascomycota; Pezizomycetes; Pezizales; Pyronemataceae. Bases 78 to 848 code for a protein of 256 amino acids. The transcript is spliced from 6 exons. Gene Ontology annotation, biological process: ubiquitin-dependent protein catabolic process.